This is a messenger RNA of Poecilia latipinna (sailfin molly), 2523 nucleotides long. RefSeq names its product striatin, calmodulin binding protein 4 (gene strn4). The record is from RefSeq and is a predicted model, not a curated record. The transcript has 18 exons. Lineage: Eukaryota; Metazoa; Chordata; Actinopteri; Cyprinodontiformes; Poeciliidae. Gene Ontology annotation, molecular function: calmodulin binding; protein-containing complex binding; protein phosphatase 2A binding. Bases 166 to 2484 code for a protein of 772 amino acids. Gene Ontology annotation, cellular component: dendrite.
CAACUGAAUAGUAAUUCGACUCACUGUCGUUUGAGAAAGGGAAGAAUAGAGGGCAGCUUGUAGUGAACAGCUGUAAAGGGUUCGGGGUAGUGUUUUUGAAAUUAUUUUGUUUAUACAGCCUGCUUGUUUCCAAAUAAUUAUCCUGGCGAAAGGUUGAACGGUGAAAUGGAGGCGGACAGAUCCGGCGGAGGACCAAACCCGAACUCCGGAGGCGGUGGCGGCGGAGGCAGUGGUACUAGCGGAGCGGGGCGCAACCCUAACGGGCCCAAAGCAGGACCGGGCCAGACGACAUCGGGUGCCGGAGUCGGGCCAAUGGCAGCGGCAGCCGGAGCCAUCCCCGGGUCGUUCCUGCCUCGAGAGGCGCAGGACGGGGACUCGGGUAUGACGCUUCCCGGGAUCCUGCACUUCAUCCAGUACGAGUGGGGACGCUUCCAGGCCGAGAAAUACCGCUGGGAGGCUGAGAGGGACGAACUCAGGGCUCAGGUGGCAUUCCUGCAGGGGGAAAGGAAAGGCCAGGAGAACAUGAAACAAGACCUAGUGAGGCGGAUCAAAAUGUUGGAGUAUGCCCUCAAACAAGAAAGGGCUAAGCACCAGAAGCUGAAAUCUGGAAACGACCAGAGUCCUGGAGACAAGAAGCCUGAGAUGGAGGCAGAUCAGCUUCCCAACGGACCAGCUGAGACCGACUCCGAGCCACCCAAUCAAAUGUCAUGGAAAGAGGGUCGUCAACUACUACGCAAGUACCUGGAGGAAGUCGGCUAUUCAGACACCAUCUUAGACAUGCGCUCCAAACGUGUGCGCUCCCUGCUGGGGCGGAGCAGCCCGGAGGCCAACGGGCCCCCGUCGAGUGAUGGCUGUCCGGAACCAGAACCCCGAGCGGCUGGAAACUCGUUGUUGGUCAGACAAAUAGAAGAACAAAUUAAAAAGAACGCAGGCAAAGAAAGCUCCAAGGAGAGCGUCGGCAGCUCGGUGCUCGAUAAGAUCCCCUUCCUUCCCGGCUGCGAGGACGACGACGAAGAAGACAGUGACGAGGAAGACGACUUCCAAGGCAUGACCACCGACUGCAUCGACGGUCCGCGCAAAAUCAAAAAGCCCCGUGUAAAGAUAACUUCAGAGCCCAUGACUACAGAUCUGGACCCGGAGGACGAGGAGGAUGAGGACGACUCAGAAGACGCCCUGAAUGAAUUUGACUUUCUGGGCUCGGGGGAGGAUGGGGAGGGGGCGGGAGAGGCCCGGAUCUCGGGCGAUGGACGGGAGAUAGAAAACCGCAGGAACAAGCUGCAAGGCAUGAUGUCGGACUUCCCACCCAAACCAUCUCCGCCCCCGUCUGUAUCGGGACAGGCUCGCUCCGGGGAAGGUGGUGCCCUUGGAUUCUCCUCUGACGUCUUCAUCAUGGACGCCGUUGGAGGAGGCGACAUGAACCUGGGUGAACUGGCGGAUCUCACCGUCGCCAACGACAAUGAACUCUCCAUUGAUAUGCAGGACAACAGAGAGGAGUUCAAGAAGACCUGGAAUCCUCGCUUCACGCUGCGCAGCCACUUUGACGCCAUCCGGGCGUUGACGUUCCACCCCAGCCAAGCUGUGCUGCUCACGGCGUCUGAGGACGGCACGCUAAAGCUGUGGAACCUCAACAAGGCCAUGCACUCAAAAAAGAACGCAGCUUUGGACGUUGAGCCCAUCUACACCUUCAGGGCACACAGCGGAGCGGUGCUGUCGCUGACCAUGAGUGAGGACGGAGAGACCUGCUACAGCGGCGGUCUGGACGGAAGCGUCAGAUGUUGGAAGAUGCCCGACCUCAACGUAGACCCUUACGAUAACUACGAUCCUGGCAUUCAGAGCAGCGUGCUGGACGGCCACGAGGACAGCGUUUGGGGUCUGACGUAUUCGUCGGUUCACCAUCGUCUCGCUUCCUGCUCGGCUGACGGCACGAUUCGCCUCUGGGACCCUCAGAACUCGUCUCCCUGCAUGUCCGUCUUCAACAAGGAGAGAGAGCACGGAACCCCGACUUCUGUGGCCUUUGUGACCACUGACCCCAACCAGGUGGUGGUGUCGUUCGACAGCGGAGAGACGCUGCUCUACGACCUCAACACGGAGCAGAGCGUCACCGCGCUAGAGACGCAAACGAAAGACGGCAGUGAACUAAUCAAUCGCGUCGUCAGUCACCCGAAUGAACCCGUUUCCAUUACUGCACACGAGAAUCGCACCAUCCGCUUCAUGGACAACAAGACUGGUAAAGUUGUCCACUCCAUGGUGGCUCACUUGGAUGCUGUCACAUGCCUCACUACGGACCCUAAAGGCACUUACCUCAUCUCUGGAAGCCACGACUGCUCGGUGCGUCUGUGGAUGCUGGACAACAGGACGUGCGUGCAGGAAAUCACCGCCCACAGGAAGAAGCACGACGAGGCCAUUCACGACGUGGCCUUCCACCCGUCCCAGCCCUUCAUCGCCAGCGCUGGCGCAGACGCACUCGCCAAGAUUUUUGUGUGAAUCCACUGUUGCCAUUUUGCGUCCUGAAACCGCAACUGG